Molecule: messenger RNA, 1952 nt
Organism: Struthio camelus australis
Lineage: Eukaryota; Metazoa; Chordata; Aves; Struthioniformes; Struthionidae
Source: RefSeq, a predicted model, not a curated record
GUCUUGUUUUGUUGACAGGCCAUGUUUUUGGAAACUCGUAGAUUCAGUGGCAAUAUCGGUUGUACAAUCAGAACAUGCCUUCCUUCAACAACCUCAUUGAGAAGGCAUUUCCAGCAUCUGUAUGCCAUCAUAAGGAAGUGUCAGGUUAAGGUCGUAUCUGUUUGCCAAAGAAAGGAGUAUGGACCUACUCGAAGUGUUGUUCGUAGACUUGGCACAAUUCUUUCUUUAGAGCCUUGCCCGAGACCUUAUUUUCAACUUGUUCAAGAGCUAAGUCCAUCGGAUUAUGAUGAACAAAGCGCAGCUCCGGCUCCUGUAGUUCCGUCACUUGGUGAUGUCCUGUGGGUGGCAAGUGAUGAGGGACAAGCAUUUACUAGAUUUAGGACUGAAUUAUGGAGAAAAGAAAAAAGUACAGUUCACCAUGACCUACAUCCAUCUAUAGUUUGCAUAUCAAGUGUUCCAAAAAACACUACACAAAAAGACAGUCUUCUUGAUCAAGAAGCACUCCAGAAGAUUUCUGCACUUGAAGAUGAGUUAACCUUUCUUCGUGCUCAAAUUGCUGCGAUUGUUGCUGCACAGACAUUGGGAAACAUUCCAUCACAAUUACAUCCAGAAACCUUUAAAACAUUCAGCACCCCAGAUGGAUCUUACCCAGUGCCAGCAAUGACUUCUACGCCCUUGUCCGUCUCUCACAAUCACUUUGUAAUUCCUUCACCUCCUCCACUUCCCUCUGGUGCACCAUCUGGUGCAGAUGCUAGUAAUUCAGCAAUUGAACUUAUAAAACAACGUCGUGCUGCAAGAAAGAGUGGUUCAACUACAGCUGAUAGUGCUGAUCACCAGAGGACAAAGAACGUUCCUAGUAUGAUGGAUGUUUUGAAAGACCUAAACAAGGUUCAGCUGAGAGCUAUUGAGAGGUCACCUGGAGGUACCCCUCUUUCUAGACCCAGAAGAAGGCAGAGUUCAGAUUGGGAUCCAGUUGCUUUACUAACUCAUGCACUAAAGCAGAAAUUUGCGCAUAAAAAUGAAGAAGAUGAUUCACUGGACAAAGAAAAUCGAUCCUUCGAUAGCUCCCCGUUUUCUAGUCCAGAGAUCUCUUUGGUUGGACGUUGCAGUCUGAAGCCCGAUGCAAAAUCUAGCCUCAUAAGAACAGAUGAAGUUAAACAGAGAGCAAUGUGGAAAACGAGAGCUCAUAUUUAAUUGGUGGAGACUUCUGAGGAAAGAAUAUAGUAUGUGUAUUUUUAAGUGGCAGGUCCACUUUGUGAAACUGCUGUAAUCUGUGCUAGAAUAUGUUUCUCCUAUGCUGGUGAAGCUAGGAUUUGUAAAAUUACCUUUUCCUCAGUUUCCCAGGAGUCAAACUUGUGAACGUGAUGCUUUUAUGAAAAGCAUGCAACCAGAAAAGGGGAUUUAUUGCUAUGGAGCAGCGUGUUUGAAACCUGGGAAAUGCAGAAAGCAGUGUGUAUGAAAGAGAAGUAAUUUUUGGUGUGGCAGUGGAGGUGUGCAUUGUGUCUGCACUUCAGUGUAGAUAAUGAAGAAAUGUAAACUUUUUGUUAGAGCAUAUUCUGUAUAACUGAGUGUAUAUAGUUAAUGGUAAUUAAUACCGCUGGUUCAUUAGGGUGGUACAGUUUCCUUAGUUUUCUUUUCAGUUUGCUAAUGCAACUCCAUAUCCCAUGUGCAAGCGAUAUUCUAAUAUCUUAUUCUGGGUCAGUAGAAAACCUUUCAUGUUCAUGAAACUCUGUCUUCCUUUAAGUCACUGGCAGGCUGUCUAUUAAACGCCUAUAAUAGAGAGUUGUGUUUUGAGGCAAAAAAAUAAGAACUUGGAGGAAGAUUUGCUAGCACAAACAGUCUAAAUUCCAUAUAUAAAUCAACAUUAACUGCACUGUGGCCUCUGAGUAUCAAGUCUAUAUUUUGUUCACAGAGUUUAUAACUUUAUAAAAUAAAUUUUCCUUUGUAUCAUG